AUGAGGGGCUGCUUGACCGGGCUGGCUUCCUCGUGGAGGGAACUUCUCCCCGAGCCCCAGGCCCUGGCUCAGGCUCUCUCUCUUCCUUCACAGCUGCCCAUGAUGGGAGGAGCGUUCAUGGACUCACCCAACGAGGACUUCAGCACCGAGUAUUCCCUGUUUAACUCGUCUGCCAACGUCCAUGCGGCCUCCAACGGCCAGGGCCAGCUAGAUGAGCCGCCUCGGUCCUCCAACGACGCCGUCUUGCUGUGGAUUGCCAUCAUAGCGACGCUGGGGAACAUCGUGGUGGUUGGAGUGGUGUACGCCUUCACCUUCUGAGGGAACGGGACAGCGACAGCUUCAGGUCGCUUGCUCUCAAUGAGCUCACCGUGGGGCAAGGCUUUGCAUGGGGCGCAGUCUUGCUGUUCGUCUUUGGCCACUCUCUUGUUCUAGAACC
This is a messenger RNA of Galeopterus variegatus (Sunda flying lemur), 436 nucleotides long. Its product is annotated as chromosome unknown open reading frame, human C14orf132. The transcript has a single exon. The record is from RefSeq and is a predicted model, not a curated record. Lineage: Eukaryota; Metazoa; Chordata; Mammalia; Dermoptera; Cynocephalidae. Bases 1 to 318 code for a protein of 105 amino acids.